AUGUCCGAGCACCAACCGCCCCCAACCAGCGGCACCACCACAGGCACAACCCCUCCUCCUUCCGCCGCCACAGCCAGUGCCAACCCUGGCAUUGGCGCCGCUGGAACGGAGCCGAGCCGUCCUGGUCCUCGUCCGCGCAUUGCCAUCCAAUACUGUACGCAGUGUAAGUGGAUGUUGAGGGCUGCCUAUUUCGCCCAAGAACUCCUCUCCACCUUCUCCACCGACCUCCAAGAAGUCUCCCUCGUCCCGAGCACGGGCGGGAUCUUCACCGUGACGAUAUAUCACACCCCGGGCAGUACCGAGUCAGAGUCAGAAACUACUCAGAGUACUCAAUCUGACGGACAAGAAAUCGCAACGCGGCUCUGGGAUCGCAAGACUGAUGGCGGGUUUCCUGUCACUUCGACCUCGUCGAAUGUGCAGACACAGGGACAGGGUCAGUCAGAGUCAAAUGCAGAUGCAGGGACGAAGGAAUGUGAAGAUUGUCGGUGA
Messenger RNA from Aspergillus affinis, 489 nucleotides. Its product is annotated as SelT/SelW/SelH family protein. Bases 1 to 489 code for a protein of 162 amino acids. NCBI's taxonomy places the organism in Eukaryota, Fungi, Ascomycota, Eurotiomycetes, Eurotiales, Aspergillaceae. The record is from RefSeq and is a predicted model, not a curated record. The transcript has 3 exons.